This is a messenger RNA of Pygoscelis adeliae (Adelie penguin), 1900 nucleotides long. It is a transcript of the gene IFT74, whose product is annotated as intraflagellar transport 74. Gene Ontology annotation, cellular component: intraciliary transport particle B; centrosome; cilium. The record is from RefSeq and is a predicted model, not a curated record. Bases 1 to 1797 code for a protein of 598 amino acids. The transcript has 19 exons. NCBI's taxonomy places the organism in Eukaryota, Metazoa, Chordata, Aves, Sphenisciformes, Spheniscidae. Gene Ontology annotation, molecular function: beta-tubulin binding. Gene Ontology annotation, biological process: intraciliary transport involved in cilium assembly; cilium assembly.
AUGGCCAGCAGUCACAGACCUCCAAUAGCUCGUCCUUCUUCAAGAGCAGGAAUAGGCCUGACUGCAAGGCCUACCUCUUCAUCAAGGACUCCAUCAGCAACCAGAAUGGGAACAGGGAUGCCUCCUAGUACAUCAAGACCUGGUUCUCGUGGUGGUUCUUCGACUACUGGAGGAGUCUUAUCAUCUCAGAUUAAAGUUGCAGACCGUCCAGUGACUCAACAGGGAUUAAGUGGAAUGAAAACUGCAAUGAAAGGUCCUCAGAGACAAAUAAUGGAUAAAACAUAUUACCUUGGACUGCUGAGAAGCAAAACAAAUGAACUCACAACAGAAAUUAACAAGCUUCAGGAAGAAGAAGAAAUGUACAAGCAAGAGAAAUCUGUCUAUUUGUCAUAUGAAAAAAGGGCAGAGGCUUUAGCUGGUGAAAUCAAAGAAUUUCAAGGUCAGCUAGCAGACUACAACAUGGUUGUGGAUAUACUUAACACCAAUACGGAUAUGGCAGAAGUGGUUCGAGAUUACAAUAUGUUAAAGGUUCAGAAUGACCGAGACGCUCAGAGUGUGGAUAAAAUCUUCACAGAAAGACAAGCCACAGAAAAGUUAAUUCAAGGUGUUGAAGAAGAUAUCGAACGUGAAAAGGUUGUAGCAGAUGACAUAAUAAAAGACAUGUCGCAGGAAGAUCAAGCUAAAUAUAUGGAGAUGAAGGCUGCAAAUGAAAAACUCUCCCAGGAAUUGGUUGUUCAACAACAGGAAUUGGACGCACUAAAUGUAAAGGAGGAGGCUCUAAGAGCUGAAAUAGCACACUCUCAGGUGAAACAGGAGGCUGUGCAGCUGUAUGAAAAGCUCCAUGAGCUCGAGGAACGUCGAGAUCAAAUGAUUGCUGAGGAUAAGAACAUGGAAUCUCCACAGGAAGAAAGAGAAAGAUUACUAAAGCAGGUUAAGGACGAUAGUCAAGAAAUAGCAAGCAUGGAAAGACAGUUGACAGAAGUAAAAGAAAAAACAAACCAUUUUAAAAAGGUUAUUCAACGACUUGAUAUGGAUCUGGAGAAUCAUCAAGGAGAGGAAAAUUGGAAAUACAAGGAGCUGAAGAAGAGGGAAGAAAGCAUGGACAAUUUUCUUGAGACUUUUGAAGAGGUGAAGAAUCAGGAAUUGGAACGAAAGGCCCAAAUAGAAGCCAAUAUUGUUGCACUCCUGGAGCACUCAAGCAGGAAUGUGAAUCGUAUGAAACAAAUUUCAUCCGUCACCAAUCAAGAGCUGAAGAUUAUGCAGGAAGACCUCACUUUCAAAUCAAAUGAAAUGCAGAAAUCACAGAGCACUGCUAAGAACCUGAUUACAGAGAGUCAAAAGCUGCAGAUGGACCUACAGAAGAUGGAACUCUUGGAGGGCAAGAUGGUUGAUGAACUGGCUUCUCUUAAAGACAAAAUUGAACAAACAAAAGCGGAGUUGGAGGUCUAUAAUAAUUUGCCAGCUCUGAAGGCAUCAGGAGAAGAGAAGAAAAAGAGACUCCAGGAUGACAAAGAAAAAUUAACAAAACGUAGCCAUGCUUUCAAGACAAUAAUGGAACACUUGAAUACAGAGUAUGAGACACUAAAGAGAGAGUUGCAAGAGAAUGAGACACAUUCUCAGCUUACAAAUUUGGAGAGGAAGUGGCAGCACCAUGAGCAAAAUAACUUUAUGAUGAAGGAAUUCAUAGCAACAAAAAGUCAGGAGAGUGACUACCAGCCAAUAAUGAAGAACGUGAGAAAGCUGGUCACAGAAUACAACAAAGCUCUCAUAGAAGCUUUACAGAACACCAAGAACUGAACCCAGGCACUUCCUUCCUGCCCAAUGGACCAACAAUGAGAGAUGUGCACAGGCAGCAUGGAAAGCUGGACUACUGAGCUCAUUCACUCACCAGUAUGGCAAC